AUGAAGAAGACAAAUGUUUCAAAAAAUCUUCUUUCCCCUUAUUUGUCUUUUCUAUGUAUGAUUAUCGGCUGUUUAAUCCUUUGUUAUAUAUGUGGACUUGAACAAAGGAAAUAUUAUGAUAUUAGUACAUUUAGUGUGAGAAAUUGUAGAAUCUUAUUCGACCCUCAAAAAAAUGACUUCGUUGGAUCUUUUAAUUCCAAACAUUUAGUAAAUGAACUGGAAGAAAAUUUAAGGGAUGAAUCGGAUAUGGCGUUUGAUAACAUUUUAAGAGAGAAUGAUAGGAGUAUAUUUCAAGAUAAUAACAAUAGUUCAGAGAAUAAUAAUGAUAUUCCAAUAAAUAUAAUUCCUAUUAUUCCUAGAGAAUCUGAUACCAAUAUUAAUGACGAAAAUGUUGCUAAUUUGGUGACUGAUAUAGUUGAGAAUUUGCAUGAUUCUGAUGAAAUUGUUAAUAGUAAUAAUAUUAAUGAUGAACCAAAUCAGAAUAUUGAUUGUUGUAAUCUCCCAGUAGGUACUAUUGAAAAUUCAAUAUCAGAUCAUGGUAUUGGAAAUAAUAAUACUUCAUCCGGUUCUAGGAAUGAUAACAUGAAUAUACAUAUUAUAGGUAAUGAUACUAUGAAUGUAGAAAGGUUUCGAAAUGCAUAUAAUUUACAUCUUAUAAAUCCUCAUAGAUUUCAUGACAUAUAUCCUAUAAGUAUAAAUGAAUUUAAUGAAGAUGAAGAGCAUUGUGGUUAUUAUAGUACUAUGAGAAAUAGUAUGUGCUAUAAUGAAUUGGAAAAUAGAUUGUAUAGAAUUCGUGAAGAAAUUAAUGAACUUUAUGAUAAUAUCGUAAAUAGUUUUCCUGAUUCUAGAGAAGGUAGAGAUAGGUUUCGUAUAUAUUUAGACGCAUUAAACGAAAGAAAUGUUCUGGAAGAUGAUGCUUUAUUAAAUAAUGAGCAUAAUCAUAUACGUGUGGAACAUAAUUAUAGAUUACGCCAAAGAAUGAGACGUCCAGAUAGGUUGACUAUUUUUCCUAUCGAUAACAUGUUUAGUUGCAAUUAUUAUGCCAAUUAUCUUUUCAAUAAUAAUGUUGAGCAAGACAACAAUAGGCAUAUGAAUAAUGAACUUCCUAGUUUGAAUCAGGAUGUAUACAAUUCUUUGUCCGAUGGAAAUGGAAACUAUACAUCUGAAAAUGCGGAAAGAGGUAGAGAAAUUACUAAUAUUUCUAUGAAUGAUCGUUGUUCUUAUGACUAUUAUAAUAUAUUUGAUAGAGACUAUACUGGAAAUAGAGAAAAUAUAUUAGACAAUAAUGAAAGGGAAUUGGAAUGCUCUAAAGGUGAUAUAAAUAAAGAAGAAAAUAAAGAAGAAACCAAGAAGGAUACUAAUGAAGUAUGUAAUGAAGAAAACAAGAAGGAUACUAAUGAAGAAUAUAAAAAGGAUAAUAAGGAUAGUACUGAAAAUAGAAAGGAAGAUGAUGAAAAUGAAUUAUAUAGUACAGGAGAAAAUGAAACCCAAGUAUGUAAUGGAACGAAUAACAUAUUUGAUAAUAAUGAACAAAAUGAAUAUGGAAUGAUAAACAAUAGAACAGAUACAAUUUCAAGAGCAUUAAAUAUAAACUCUGAUACGUGUGCAGUAAAUAAUAUCAAUAUAUGGUCCGAUAGCUAUUCUGAAUCUUCUAUGGAUUAUGAAUAUGAUAAUAAUUCGGUGAAUACCACAAGAGAUAUAUCUGGGAGUCAUGGAAGAGUUCUAGAAUCGAGGGAUGCAUUCCCAGAACGAGAGUUCUCUCCAUUAUUUACGGAAGAUAUAAUUAUAGCACCAUCAUCUUCUGAUACAAACGAAGCAGAUCCUGAAGAUGAGUCAUUUCGAUAUAUCAAUAGAAGAAAUGAAUUACGAGAAAUGCGAAGAGUGCGACGAAUUCUAUUAAUACGACAAAUAAGACAAUCAGAAGAAAUGACACCAACAUAUCGAGUGAGGGAAACCGUUGAAGAGGAAUUAACAGAUGAAGAGGAAGAAACAGAUGAAGAGGAAGAAACAGAUGAAGAGGAAGAAACAGAACAAGAGGGAGAAACAGAACAAGUUGGAGAAACAGAACAAGUUGGAGAAACAGAACAAGUUGGAGAAACAGAACAAGUGGGAGAAGCACAAGAAACAGAAGAACUGGUAAUACCAUAUAAUAGUGAAUAUGAUGAUCUUUAUUCAUCUACUGAUUCAAAUGAAAGGGAUCUACAUCCUUCGUCUGAAGUUAUAACUGAAAGAAUUGAUGAGAAUGAUAUAGACAGUGAAGAUAAACAUAUAUUGUUUGAGAGAGAAAAUUCGAAAUCUUCUGUAGAUCAUAGUGAAAAUUCGAAAUCUUCUGUGCAUGAUAGUGAAAAUUCGAAAUCUUCUGUAGAUCAUAGUGAAAGUUCGAUUUAUCCCUUAUUAUACAGUGCAAAUUCACUAUCAUCAGCACGCUAUAAUGAAAAUUCGUAUUCAUCCUCACGUAAUAAUGAACAGGAGCAAUCAUCAAAUAAUCAAAACGUUUUUAAGUCAGGUGGAGGUUCAAACAUUAAAACGUAUCAUGUUGAAACCAUAUAUAAUGAUUUUAAUAUUAAUUUAUUACAUAAUUUUAUGGAUUAUAAUGGUUAUAAAGAUACAACAAGAAGAGAGAAUUUAGAUAUUAUGUUAAAAGCGUUAGAAAAUUUACCAAAGAAGGAUGAGUCGUUGAAUAUAUGGACGUAUGCACUUAAAGUAUCAUUAGCAAUUAUAGAAUAUGUUUCAAACGAAAUAUUUUCUUUGGCAGAAAUGAUAAUAGACGACUUCGGAUGGAAUAGGGGUGAUUGUAAUGAUGAUAAUUGUAAAUGGUGUGUGGCCUAUAAUAUGUGCAAAAUAUAUUUAAUAACGUUGUUUUUUAUUAUGGGUUCUAAACGAUGGAAUUCAAAUUUCUCAUAUAAAUAUUUAACUUGUAAGGAAUUUAUACUUACACGCUUCAAAAAAUUAGUAUAUGAUUCAAUAGAUUUUAUUGAUGCAUAUAUUGCUAUUGUAGAAUAUUUCUUUUGGAAAAGUAUAUUUCCUAAUCCUAAAGAUUCUUAA
This is a messenger RNA of Plasmodium gaboni, 3045 nucleotides long. Its product is annotated as putative exported protein. The record is from RefSeq and is a predicted model, not a curated record. NCBI's taxonomy places the organism in Eukaryota, Apicomplexa, Aconoidasida, Haemosporida, Plasmodiidae. The transcript has 2 exons. The coding region runs from base 1 to 3045 and encodes 1014 amino acids.